AUGCUGAAAAGGAAACAAAGUUCUAGGGUAGAAGCCCAGCCUGUAACAGAUUUUGGUCCUGAUGAAUCCUUAUCAGACAACGCGGAUAUCCUGUGGGUUAACAAACCAUGGGUGCAUUCUUUACUGCGCAUCUGUGCCAUUAUCAGUGUCAUUUCGGUGUGCAUGAAUACCCCAAAGACCUUUGAGCAUUAUCCUCCCCUGCAGUAUGUGACAUUUGCUCUUGAUACAUUGCUGAUGUUUCUCUACACGGCAGAGAUGAUAGCAAAAAUGCACAUCCGUGGCAUAGUCAAGGGGGAUAGCUCCUAUGUGAAGGACCGCUGGUGCGUAUUUGAUGGAUUCAUGGUAUUUUGUCUGUGGGUGUCCUUAGUUUUACAGGUUUUUGAAAUCUCUGAUAUAGUGGAUCAAAUGUCUCCUUGGGGCAUGCUAAGGAUUCCACGGCCGCUUAUUAUGAUUCGAGCAUUCCGAAUUUAUUUCCGCUUUGAAUUACCAAGAACCAGGAUAACCAAUAUUUUAAAGCGUUCAGGUGAACAAAUUUGGAGUGUUUCCAUUUUCCUUCUGUUUUUUCUGCUUCUGUAUGGAAUUUUGGGCGUCCAGAUGUUUGGACCUUUCACAUAUCAUUGCGUAACAAAUGAUACAAAACCAGGAAACAUAACCUGGAAUAAUUUGGCAAUCCCAGACACACAUUGUUCAAAAGCAUCAGAAGAAGGUUACCAGUGUCCACCAGGAUUUGAGUGUUUGGACCUUGAAGAACUGGGGUUAAGCCGACAGGAGCUGGGCUACAGCGGUUUUAAUGAGAUAGGAACAAGCAUAUUUACUGUUUAUGAAGCUGCAUCUCAGGAAGGUUGGGUCUUUCUGAUGUACAGAGCAAUCGACAGUUUCCCCCGAUGGCGUUCUUAUUUCUAUUUCAUCACCUUAAUUUUCUUCCUUGCCUGGCUUGUUAAGAACGUGUUUAUUGCUGUCAUCAUUGAAACAUUUGCUGAAAUCCGUGUGCAGUUUCAACAGAUGUGGGGGUCCAGAAGCAGUACAACUUCAACCGCAACUACUCAGAUGUUUCAUGAAGAUGCUACAGGAGGAUGGCAGCUGGUAGAUGUUGAUGUGAAUAAGCCUCAAGGAAGAGCACCAGCAUGUCUGCAGAGAAUGAUGAGAUCCUCAAUUUUCCAUAUGUUUAUCUUGAGCAUGGUAGCCGUGGAUGUCAUUGUUGCUGCUAGCAAUUAUUACAAGGGGGAAACUUUCAAGAGCCAGUAUGAUGAGUUCUACCUUGCAGAGGUGGCCUUUACAGUCCUCUUUGAUCUGGAAGCUCUCCUAAAGAUCUGGGGCCUGGGAUUUACUGGAUACAUCAGUUCAUCUCUUCAUAAAUUUGAACUGCUGCUGGUUAUUGGAACUACUCUUCACAUUUAUCCUGUCCUCUACCAUUCACAGUUUACGUACUUUCAGGUACUUAGAGUUGUUCGACUUAUCAAGAUUUCUCCUGCCCUGGAAGAUUUUGUGUACAAGAUUUUUGGACCUGGAAAAAAGCUUGGGAGUUUAGUUGUAUUUACUGCCAGUCUAUUAAUUGUAAUGUCAGCCAUCAGUUUGCAAAUGUUCUGUUUCGUGGAAGAACUGGACAGAUUUACCACAUUUCCAAGAGCUUUCAUGUCAAUGUUUCAAAUUCUGACACAGGAAGGAUGGGUGGAUGUCAUGGAUCAGACUCUCAAUGCUGUGGGUCACAUGUGGGCACCAGUUGUUGCUAUUUACUUUAUUUUAUAUCAUCUUUUUGCUACCCUGAUUCUGCUGAGCUUGUUCGUUGCUGUUAUUCUAGACAACCUGGAACUUGAUGAAGAUUUAAAGAAACUUAAACAACUGAAGCAAAGUGAAGCAAAUGCAGAUACCAAGGAAAAGCUUCCACUACGCCUACGGAUAUUUGAAAAAUUCCCCAACAGGCCCCAAAUGGUAAAAAUCUCCAAGCUGCCUUCAGAUUUCACAGUUCCCAAAAUAAGGGAAAGCUUUAUGAAGCAGUUUAUUGAUCGACAGCAGCAAGAUACAACUUGUUUAUUGAGAAGGCUUCCAUCAGCUUCUUCUUCCUCCUGUGAUCACGCUAAAAGGCUGGCAAUUGAAGACAAAUACAUUGACCAGAAGCUUCGCAAAUCUGUUUUCAGCAUUAGGGCAAGAAACCUUCUGGAGAAGGAAUCUGCAAUCAAUAAAAUUCUUAGAAAAUUAUGUAGGUUCUUUGAAAGAUUUCCCACCAAUGUUACAUUCAAACAUUCAAAGUUAUUUCCUAAAUGCUGUAUAUCCCUAAUUAUUACUUAUCAUAGUAUCUGUUUACCUAGAGCCUGUACUCAUCAGCGUAUGCUUAGUGGAUCUCUUGAGGGACAGCCUGCAAAAGAACGAUCUAUUCUUAGUGUUCAGCAUCAUAUACGCCAAGAACGCAGGUCACUAAGGCACGGCUCCAACAGUCAGCGAAUCAGCAGAGGAAAGUCUCUUGAAACAUUAACUCAAGAUCAUUCUAAUACAGUGAGAUACAGAAAUGCACAAAGGGAAGACAGUGAAAUAAAAAUGAUCCAAGAAAAGAAAGAACAAGCAGAAAUGAAAAGAAAAGUUCAGGAAGAAGAGUUGCGGGAGAAUCACCCCUAUUUUGACAAGCCUCUUUUCAUAGUGGGUCGGGAGCACAGAUUUAGGAAUUUCUGCCGUGUUGUAGUUAGAGCUCGCUUUAAUGCCUCUAAAACAGAUCCUGUUACUGGAGCAGUUAAAAACACAAAAUAUCAUCAACUUUAUGAUUUGCUGGGAUUGGUUACUUAUCUAGACUGGGUAAUGAUCAUUGUCACCAUAUGUUCCUGUAUUUCAAUGAUGUUUGAAUCCCCUUUUCGAAGAGUAAUGCAUGCACCUACUUUACAGAUUGCUGAAUAUGUUUUUGUAAUAUUUAUGAGUAUUGAACUUAACUUGAAGAUUAUGGCUGAUGGAUUGUUUUUUACACCAACGGCAGUCAUCAGAGAUUUUGGAGGUGUCAUGGAUAUUUUUAUAUACCUUGUAAGCCUGAUAUUUCUAUGCUGGAUGCCCCAAAACGUUCCUGCUAAAUCAGGAGCUCAGCUGCUAAUGGUUCUACGGUGUCUUCGCCCCCUUCGGAUUUUUAAACUGGUGCCUCAGAUGAGAAAAGUUGUUCGGGAACUAUUUAGUGGCUUCAAAGAAAUCUUUCUAGUUUCAAUCCUUUUAUUGACAUUAAUGCUUGUUUUUGCAAGCUUUGGAGUUCAACUUUUUGCUGGAAAACUGGCGAAGUGCAACGAUCCACAUAUAAUUGCAAGAGAAGAUUGUCAUGGUAUAUUCCGAAUAAAUGUGAGUGUUUCCAAAAAUCUGAAUUUGAAGCUAAGACCUGGUGAAAAAAAGCCUGGAUUUUGGGUGCCUCGGGUCUGGGCUAACCCUCGAAACUUUAACUUUGACAAUGUUGGUAAUGCAAUGCUGGCAUUAUUUGAAGUCCUGUCAUUAAAGGGGUGGGUAGAAGUCAGAGAUGUUAUCAUUCAUCGUGUGGGUCCGAUUCAUGGUAUCUACAUUCAUGUGUUUGUAUUCCUGGGCUGCAUGAUUGGACUUACCCUUUUUGUUGGGGUUGUCAUUGCUAAUUUCAAUGAAAAUAAGGGAACAGCUCUACUAACAGUUGACCAGAGGCGAUGGGAAGAUCUGAAGAGCAGAUUAAAGAUAGCACAGCCUCUUCACCUCCCACCUCGCCCAGAUAAUGAUGGAUUCCGAGCUAAAAUGUAUGACAUAACCCAACACCCAUUUUUCAAGCGAACCAUUGCCGUUCUUGUACUGGCCCAAUCUGUGCUAUUAUCUGUUAAGUGGGAUGAUCAAGAUCCAGUAACUGGUCCAUUAGCUGCAAUGUCAGUUGUCUUCACCUUCAUAUUUGUUCUAGAGGUUACGAUGAAAAUUAUUGCCAUGUCACCUGCUGGAUUUUGGCAGAGCAGAAGAAAUCGUUAUGAUCUCUUGGUGACAUCAUUAGGGGUCAUAUGGGUGAUUCUCCACUUUGCCAUAACGAAUGCCUAUACAUAUAUGAUGGGAGCGUGUGUAAUUGUGUUCAGGUUUUUUUCAAUCUGUGGAAAGCACGUGACUUUGAAGAUGCUACUGUUGACAGUCGUUGUCAGCAUGUACAAAAGCUUCUUCAUCAUUGUAGGAAUGUUCCUACUGCUGCUUUGCUAUGCUUUUGCUGGAGUAGUUUUAUUUGGAACUGUGAAAUAUGGAGAGAACAUUAACAGACAUGCCAACUUUUCAUCGGCUGGUAAGGCCAUUACGGUACUCUUCAGAAUAGUCACUGGAGAAGACUGGAACAAGAUAAUGCACGAUUGUAUGGUUCAACCUCCUUUCUGUACUCCAGAUAUCAGAACAUACUGGAAAACAGAUUGUGGCAAUUAUGCCGGUGCUCUUAUGUACUUCUGUUCAUUUUAUGUCAUCAUUGCAUACAUAAUGCUGAAUUUGCUUGUGGCUAUAAUUGUGGAAAACUUCUCUUUAUUUUAUUCUACUGAAGAAGACCAGCUCUUAAGUUAUAAUGAUCUUAGGCAUUUUCAGAUUAUAUGGAAUAUGGUUGAUGACAAAAGAGAGGGAGUAAUUCCUACUUUCCGAGUCAAGUUUUUGUUGAGGCUAUUGCGUGGAAGACUGGAGGUAGAUCUGGAUAAGGACAAACUUCUGUUCAAGCAUAUGUGCUAUGAAAUGGAGAGGCUGCAUAACGGUGGAGAUGUAACAUUCCAUGAUGUAUUGAGCAUGCUCUCAUAUAGAUCGGUGGACAUCAGAAAAAGUCUUCAGCUGGAAGAACUCCUUGCGAGGGAACAACUGGAGUACACCAUAGAGGAAGAGGUUGCCAAGCAGACAAUACGCAUGUGGUUGAAAAAAUGCUUGAAGCGUAUUAGAGCAAAACAACAGCAGUCAUGCAGUAUCAUUCACAGCCUCCGAGAGAGUCAACAGCAGGAAUUAAGCCGUUUCCUAAAUCCACCAAGCAUUGAGACAACACAGCCAAGUGAAGAUAUGAAUGCUAAUAACCAGGAUAACAAUGUACAGCCUGAGACAAGUAGUGAACAGCAGCUGCUUAGCCCCACGCUUUCUGACAGAGGUGGAUAUCGACAAGAUUCUGGUGAUACUGGUAGACCUCAGCGAAAGUUUGGGCAAUGGCGUUUGCCAUCUGCCCCAAAACCAAUAAGCCAUUCAGUGUCUUCAGUCAACAUAAAAAUUGGUGGUCGGACAACUAUGAAAUCCGUAGUGUGCAAAAUGAAUCCCAUGUCAGACAUGGCUUCAUGUGGAUCAGAAGUUAAGAAGUGGUGGACAAGGCAACUUACGGUGGAGAGUGAUGAGAGUGGAGAAGACCUGCUUGAGAUCUGAUUAGGAAAUGAUUCCUAUCAAAGACACACUUAUGCAACACAACUGGGAAGGAAUAGCAACU
This is a messenger RNA of Thamnophis elegans (Western terrestrial garter snake), 5392 nucleotides long. It is a transcript of the gene NALCN, whose product is annotated as sodium leak channel, non-selective. Gene Ontology annotation, biological process: monoatomic ion transport; transmembrane transport. Gene Ontology annotation, molecular function: monoatomic cation channel activity. Lineage: Eukaryota; Metazoa; Chordata; Lepidosauria; Squamata; Natricidae. Gene Ontology annotation, cellular component: membrane. The transcript has 43 exons. The record is from RefSeq and is a predicted model, not a curated record. Bases 1 to 5331 code for a protein of 1776 amino acids.